AUAAACAAACUGACAAAACCACGAGUCAACGAUGAACAACCGUCGUUCUCAGCUCUUAUGCAUCUGAGCUUUAAGUAAAAACAAUAAGUAAGAAAAAUAAAUAAAACGAACAAACAUUAAGUUCACCACUUGUCAUCAGCAAUCAAGAAUUUUGUUGGAUAACCAUAAAACAAACUUCAAGAACCUCCCUCAGUGAAAUAAAGCAAACUAAGCAGCGCCAUCUACAGAAAUGCCUACAAUACAGCAGCCCAAACAGCAUGGCCAAAAGAGACAAUCCUUUCACUAACAUUUGACAGGCCAAACUUAGUAGUGUUGUUAUAGUUUAAAAUGCAUUAUUCAUUCAGUAAUUCUUGAUUGUCAGAUAGCUGUCAAAUGCACUAGAUAAAGUUUGUCAGAAAUUGAGAUUAUAGGCAACAUUUAGGCCUUUUUAUAUCUGCACACUUCGAAUAUUUAUGCUAAAUAGUAUUGUUUACAUUUCCCGUAUUUCCUAAAACAGCGUAUAGACUACCCUGUUUUAGAAAAAAAAUGCCACACGCUAGGCUAAUAUUGCUUAACAAUUUAAUAAUAGCCUAUUUAACGCCAAUGCAUUAUAAUAUAUGUUCGGAAAAAAAAUGUGAAAACAUCCGACAAGACCUAAGCUAAAUAGAAAAAAAUAAAGACAGUAAAAAUAGAAAAAUGAAGAUUAAGACCUUCCGUUAUCCUUAACUAUUCUCAUCAUGACAACAUAGUGCCCAUCAACCACAUACACACACACACACACACACACACACACACACACACACACACACACACACACACACACACACACACAUUCAGUCUCUACGUUUAGGUCACCAAUAUGAUUCAAACAUGAUUCAUGUAGUUUGACAACAUACAGUUUCGAAAUACCACGAUGCCUGGCCGCUGGUGGUACCGCUUCCUUUCCACUUGUCUUUUAAUUUCCUCGAUUUUUUUAACCCAUCUCUCCUCAUUUCCCUGUUUGCAUCCCUCCCCUUCCGAAGUGUCAGAUGAAGAGACCUCCUCAUUUGGUGCUCCAGCUUUUUGCGUUGGCGAAUCACAAAGUGUUGGAAUCUAUUGCCUUUGUCUGACAUGUCAUCCAUCUCUAUGCGAGGGGGGAUCUGGGAAGGAGGGGGGCGGUGGACUGCAGCUUUUAGAAACAGACACACUGAGAAGAGGGGUUUCAGUCUCAGCCCAAAGCUUCUAACAGGCACAUCCCAUUCUUGAAGAGAGGGGGACCGAAAGACACUCGCCGUGUCCAUGUUUUUUCCUGUCAUCCCCGGACGAAUCUGACUGUACCCCUCAGACUUUACCAGAAACGCUUCUCCAUAUCGAGGAAUUUACACUGCAGUUUCACCAGAGGACACUGGAGGAGACGCAACCACUAAUGCUUGCGUUCCCUUAAAUAUGUAGCUAACAAAUAUUAACUGAACGACUGAUUACGCUAACGUUCCUGCGUAAAAGAUUUUUUGAGAGACUAGUGCAGGACAUGAUCUGCACCUGACCAGCCUCGUGUCUUCAUUGAAUGGACUGAUCAGCACGAGAUAAAGUUCGUCGCUCGCUGAAGAACUUCUCCUGUACACUGGCAUCGGAAGCACUGUGCUUUGAACGGAUAGCGAUCUUUAUUAAUUCCAAUUAUAGCUACAUAAUCAAGGCGAGACGGCGACCUCAGUCGAUUAUCUUUCCUUCCUUUGCUAUCCCAUGGAUAUUCACUGCAAAGCAGACCCCUUCUCGGCGAUGCACCUAUCCCAUAUAGGGCACGGCGGUGUGAACCAGCUAGGAGGGGUGUUUGUGAAUGGCAGACCCCUACCUGACGUGGUCAGGCAAAGAAUCGUGGAGCUCGCGCACCAAGGAGUCAGACCUUGUGACAUCUCAAGACAACUACGGGUCAGCCAUGGCUGUGUCAGCAAAAUUCUCGGAAGCUAUCAAAAGGAUCUUAUAAGAUAUUAUGAAACCGGCAGUAUUAAACCUGGAGUUAUUGGGGGGUCCAAACCAAAAGUGGCGACGCCCAAAGUUGUGGAUAAAAUCGCAGAAUACAAGCGGCAGAAUCCCACAAUGUUCGCCUGGGAGAUCAGGGACCGACUCCUGGCCGAGGGCGUUUGUGACAACGACACAGUACCAAGUGUUUCAUCUAUAAACAGGAUAAUUCGAACCAAAGUUCAGCAGCCUUUCCACCCAUCCUCCGACGGCACAGGAACGCCUCUCACCACAGCGGGACACACUAUAGGUGAUCUUGAGAGCACUCCAUAUACGUUAACCUAUUCCUGUGCUCUUUCAGUGCCCAGCACAGCCUCCCCACCUGUGUCAAGCGCUUCCAAUGACCCCGUGGGGUCCUACUCUAUUAAUGGCAUCCUAGGAAUCCCUCGCUCCAACGGCGAAAAGAGAAAACGCGAUGAUGUUCUCUGGAGUGGCAACCACUUGGAUGGGAGGAAAAUAGGAUAUUAUGGUUCAGAUGGCUCUGGCCCAAACAGUGAUUCUCAGGGUAGUGUGGAGAGUUUACGGAAGCACCUGAGGGCCGAUGCCUUCACUCAACAACAGCUGGAGGCUCUGGAUCGGGUGUUUGAGCGGCCGUCAUACCCCGACGUCUUCCCUACGUCAGAACACAUCAAGCCAGAGCAGGCUAAUGAAUACUCGCUACCAGCACUGAACCCUGGACUGGACGAAGUCAAGCCCAGUCUGUCAACCAGCGUCAGCUCAGAUUUGGGCUCCAGCGUGUCACAGAGCUACCCGGUAGUGACAGAGUCACAUUCAUCCUCCGCGUGUGUUAAGCAGGAGCCGCAUGAGGCUUCCCUGGCUCCUUUCACCCCUUCCUCACUGGCAGUCUCGGGCCUAGCGGAACUGUUGCCCCUCCAGCCCAGCGUGUCAGUAGAUGCCUCCACCCCCUGCUACGGUGCCUAUGCCCAUCAUGCCCCCAGCUACAGCCAGUAUGCAAGCCAGCCUAUUAUAGCAGGUCGAGACAUGGCAAGCACAACCCUACCAGGGUACCCACCUCACGUUCCCCCUACUGGGCAGGGCAGCUACCCCACCUCUACACUUGCUGGAAUGGUCCCUGGAAGCGACUUUUCAGGAAAUCCCUACUCUCACCCGCAGUACACAACUUACAAUGAAGCUUGGCGGUUCAGCAACCCCGCGUUAUUAAUGCCGCAUCCCGGGGCUCCGCCCCUCCCACUGCUGCCACUGCCUAUGACCGCCACUAGUUACCAUGGCAACCCAAUCAAACUGCAGGACCAUGGCCGCGGCCUCCAUAUCGUACCAGUCUGAAUGGCGCUAAGGUCAGAGGGAUUGAAGAUGGCUACACGGUCUUCAGUUUCAUGGGGCCGAGAUCGGAUUAGGAGGGUCAAGCAACAGCGGGUCCCCCCCCCCACCCAGACAUCAACUAUACCCCCCCCCCCCACGCAACAUCAACACUAAGGCUCUCAUUCUCUAAAUCACUGAACAAUGACUGAACUCUUUCCUGAAAGACUUUGAAAGAUUCUACAAAAAUAUAUAUAUUAUACAAGAUAUAAAAACAAGAUGAACCGUGUGAAGAAAUACGAAGUAACAAUUGAUGUGUUGUUGUUAUUUUUUUUUUUUUGUUCUAUCUUUAAAUCAAUCAAUACAUUCCUUUGCAUACUGUAUUUAGUAUCACUAACAGAUCACACACACAAGGUUGCCUGAGGCCUUUAAAGUAAUUUGCCCAUGUCCUACACCAUCUCACUAGUGUCUUACCUCUCACGGACAGAACAGCGACGUGUCAGCUGAGCAGAAAACUGCAGUAUUGCUCCAUUUUCUGUCAAACAGACAAGUGUAACAGUCUUAGAAGCCAUCUCUGACUCAUGGUAUGAAAUUACCAACAUGAUUUAACAUUUUCUGUGAUACACAAUCAAAAUGGGGGAAAAGAAAACAGAAAAAAAAACAUAAAAACAGGUCAGACACUGAAGAAAUUAACUGUUGCUGUAAAUGACCUGAAAAGAAAACCGUAUAUUAAAUUAUUGUUUUGGUUUAGCUGAUGGUUUGUGUGCGUGUGUGCAUUUGUGUGUGUCAUACCUUUUCGGGAUAUUCCAUUUUAUCAUCAUCAUGUGUAAUCUCCAAUAUCAUGAUCGGUGCCGCUCUUUUCUCGUUUGCACUAUUUUGCAUUACUGGAUUUAUAAGUACAAAUGAAUUGCAAUUAUCUUCUCAAGUCUGUCAGAUUACAUGUUAUAUUUAAGCAAAAAGGUCUACUCCAAUUGACAAAGUAACAGCAACACUGGACAAAAAUUCACUUGCUAUAUGUUAGAAACUAGUAUAUGCCUUUUCUGUCCUUCCGUGUGGAUCAUAAAUGAUUCCUCAAACUUCAAGAACCAUUUUUGUAUCGUGUAACUGAGACAGAACGACUCUGACUGGCUCAGUACCAAAGUAAUCAUUAGCAGUCAAUUGUACAACAAGUUCAACAAAUGCCUUACAGCUUUUUUAAUUUCAUUUUUUUUUUUUUUUUUUUUUUUAUGGUUUGGCUAUGGUCCUGAGAGGUAGACAUGCAUGUAACCCCUCUGUGUGGUCGAACAAACGUUUCACCAAAUGUUAACUGAGGAUAGAAAUGGAAACGGUCCAUCCAUACGCUCCUGGAAAUGUAAAGUGAAUGUACUUUAUACCACGUUUGCCAAAGACUUAGUUUGAUAUUUAAUAUUUUAUUUGCUGUAUCUGUCAAUAAAACAGUAUUAUGUUUUAAUAGUAGUCAAAACUGAUUGUAUGUGGUAAUGUUGAACAAAAAGGAAAAGAUCCAUCUUAGGCCCACAGCAAUGUACACAGAAAAGGUGAAUUCUGUUACUUAAAGGUAUGUCAUUUGCAACAAACUGCUGCUUUGUAGAAUGAUUUGUGUAUAAUGUGAAAACAAUUCUUCUAUGUAUAUAAGAUCAUCUACAUUUCACCAUUGCAGUAUCGUACUAAUUUACUGAUUCCAUUUGUAGAUAUGAGAAUUGAAAGAAAAAGAAAAAAAGAUUGACAUUACAUUUGUGUCUUCAAUGUGUUGUGCUUUGCAGAGACGCACAACAAAAAGUUUGAAACCCGACCUGCGUCGUUCGGUGGGUUUCAGAUGCUAUCACCACAUGUGCGGCUGUUUGUAUAUUUUGUUUCGGUUCGCAUUUACUUAACUUGUUCAUACUGUUUAAGUCUCUAUGCAAAUCAAGUAAAAUGGUAUUCUGUAUUCUCCUUUAUUACUGCGUUCAAUUUUACCCUUCAUUUUAAAUGAUCCCUAAAUCCUGUACAGAGGAUAAGCCUGUAGAAAUGAACAAAUACAUUUCACAUGCCUGGUUUUGUGGAUUGUUUUUGCACUUUGAACCUUUCCUGUACAAUUCAAGAUGGAGUAAAACACGACUUCAGAAUUCCUUUUGCAAAAUUAGUUUAAAGUUAUUUUACUACAAGACCAGAUUAUUCAAAUUUAUAGCAUGCAAAGGGG
Megalobrama amblycephala (Wuchang bream) is the source of this 5407-nucleotide messenger RNA. RefSeq names its product paired box 2a (gene pax2a). Gene Ontology annotation, molecular function: RNA polymerase II cis-regulatory region sequence-specific DNA binding; DNA-binding transcription factor activity, RNA polymerase II-specific. Lineage: Eukaryota; Metazoa; Chordata; Actinopteri; Cypriniformes; Xenocyprididae. Bases 1699 to 3258 code for a protein of 519 amino acids. Gene Ontology annotation, biological process: anatomical structure development; regulation of transcription by RNA polymerase II. The record is from RefSeq and is a predicted model, not a curated record. The transcript is spliced from 13 exons.